This is a messenger RNA of Linum tenue, 1969 nucleotides long. The record is from the annotation of a GenBank genome assembly. NCBI's taxonomy places the organism in Eukaryota, Viridiplantae, Streptophyta, Magnoliopsida, Malpighiales, Linaceae.
CGAAAACAGACCGCGUCUCUGCAGCCAAUGAGGAUACGUUGCUGAAGUCACCAGCCCAAUAAGAAACCUCCACGUGGGCACAUCGACGUUGCUUUGCGCUUGAAAUCCCCCGAGAAAAUACUUCGCCGUUUGGUCGUUGAAGGUGUAGUAACAUUUUUGCCCCCAUAGUUCACCCUUCUCAGACCUUCAAUCUGCGGUAUACUCCUACCAUUGCCACUUGCUCAGUCCCCUUCGAUAUUCUCGUAGCAGAAGAUCGCCGAGGAAUCGAAGAGAGAGGAUCACCGGAUCUUCGGUGACCGGCGGCGGCAGAAUGGAGGCACACAACGCCGGGCUCCGCCGCGUGAUUCUGUUGGCGUUCUGCAUCGCCGGGAUCUGGGCGGCUUAUAUAUACCAAGGAGUGGUUCAGGAGACUCUGUCGACCAAGCGCUUUGGUCCUGAUGGGGAGCGGUUUGAGCAUCUGGCGUUUCUUAAUCUGGCACAGAGUGUCGUCUGCUUGAUUUGGUCCUUCAUGAUGAUAAAGAUGUGGUCUAGAAGCAGCGGUGGUGGUGCGCCCUGGUGGUCAUACUGGAGCGCUGGCAUUACUAAUACGAUUGGGCCAGCUAUGGGAAUUGAAGCCUUGAAGUACAUCAGUUAUCCAGCUCAGGCAUGUUUCGAUUUCUCUGUUCCCAAAAAGUUAGUGACUGUUACUGGGUUUGGAGCUGGGCUACUUGGACAGAACAUGGGGGAAAUGAUAAGCUAUUCUAGAAUGGUGUUGGAAAUGCUUUGUGAUUCAUCCCUUAAGGCUACUGCUUUUUUGCAUUGGAACAUAGAGUUUAGGAAUGAGAAGAUGAAGUGGAUUAACUUAAUGGUUUCACAACCAUUGCUUUGUAUUUACGUGGUCUUCAUGUUGGCUUACAUCAACUUCAUGGUCAUAGUUCUUGCAAAAUCAUCGAAAAUGAUUCCAGUUAUGUUGAUGGGGAGUCUAGUAUACGGCAUAAGAUACACACUUCCAGAGUACUUGUGUACUUUCCUCGUUGCAGGAGGUGUAUCUACAUUUGCACUUUUGAAGACUAACUCAAAAACCAUUAGCAAGCUAGCUCAUCCAAAUGCACCUCUUGGGUAUGGACUUUGCUUCUUGAAUCUUGCAUUUGAUGGAUUCACAAAUGCCACGCAGGAUUCACUUACAGCAAGGUAUCCGAAGACCACAGCAUGGGACAUAAUGUUGGGGAUGAACUUGUGGGGUACCAUUUACAACAUUGUCUACAUGUUUGGUUGGCCAUACGGCAUGGGGUAUGAUGCAGUGCAGUUCUGCAAGCAGCAUCCAGAGGCAGCAUGGGACAUCUUGUACUACUGCCUGUGUGGUGCAGUGGGCCAGAACUUCAUAUUCCUAACGAUAAGCCGAUUCGGAUCACUCGCGAACACCACCAUCACGACUACUCGCAAGUUCGUCAGCAUCGUGGUUUCUUCCGUACUAAGUGGCAACCCUCUUUCGACGAAGCAAUGGGGGUCGGUGGCCAUGGUCUUCUCUGGUCUAUCGUAUCAGAUCUUUCUCAAGUGGAGGAAGUUGCAGAAAGUGCAGAAGAAGAGAAAGAACAAUUGAUGCCAUUAGAAUUCUACAGUUUUGGAGAUCUACCUUCUUCUCUUCAAUUUUUCUUUUGUAACUUUGUUCUCACUGCCCUGUUAUAUUGUCAUUGUAGCUUCCAGGUUGGUACGAAAUGUAGAACCACAACUAGAUUACAGCCAAGUGUAACUGAAAUCGAAUACACUUCAUUGAUAUAGAGAAUUGAAGUAGCUCUGUUCUGGUAGCCUGUUCGUAGUGGUUUUAAUAUAUGGUGAAGAAGAUGCUUUUCACCAUCUGCAGUUAAAAAAGGCUGUAGAAAGAAACCCUGGCUACCACUUCUCUUUCCCCUUUUUGUUAUUGUCAUCAUAAUUUGCUAUGGUGGUGGAGACGUUUUUAACUUCAAAGAGCCACCGAAUAGCCAAUAGGCCA